UUAUGUAAUAUUAAAGAUUUGAGGGUUAAAUGUGUAAAUACAAAAAUUUUAAUGUGAGAUAUGGAAAUACAUUAUGUUAAUGUUGCUAAAAUAAUAAAAUAAUGGGAAGGCAUCGUGUUCAUUCUGAUAGCCCUAAGCUUUUCCAAUGAGAUCUCAAAAAACUAAAAUUCUCCGUCUUUCUCUGAGUCUAAGCAUCGAUCCCAUUCUCCAAAAACCCACGAGCGCACCUCGCCCCCUCUCCCGCGCCUCUCCUACCCCAAUUCUCUCUCUCGCAAAAAACAAAGCUUGAAUGCCUUGAAAAAGAUUACAGGGGCGAUCUAAAAAGGAGAUUUUGACCAGUGGAAUCGAGAGAUAUGGAUGGAUUCCAUGGAAAUCAUCAUUUCCUUCCACAUUCCGAAGAGAUUAGACACCUGCUCCGACUUCUAAUUCUUAAUCGGCAUAAUUUCGUGGACAGCGGGGGAAAGAACAGAGCUUUACGGUUUGAAUUUCUAUGAGAAUUGCAGGCUCAAUAAGAAGCAACAAGGGGAAGAAAGUUGGGUCUUUUUGCUUAUUUUCUUCUUUGGUUUCGCUCUCACUCUCAGUCACAACUGGUCCCAGAACUCCACAUCGGUCCAUUCAAACUUGACUGGAGAGCUUGGAAUCAUAAAGGCCAAGAAGGAGAUACCUGCCCCCACUCCCAAGUCUUUUUCCUCUGUUUUCUUCUCGGAAACAGAGAAAUAAGCCGUGAAAGAGGGAGAGGGAAAAGGGGGGAGGUGCUAUGAAUUGAAUAUGUGAAGAAUGAAUUUCAUGGAAUUGGUGCAGAAUGGUAGAUUUCCAACCAACUUUCCCCUCUGAGGGAAACACUCAUCAUUGCGCCCAGGCUUUCGUUUUCAGAAAAUAGGAAACUGAACUCUGCUUCUUAUAACCCCAUCUUCCUCUUCCUCCUCCCACUGCCACCACUGCCUGCUGCUCUGCAAAUUCCUGCUUUGAAAAUGAAGCCAGGUUCGAGCUCAGUGAACAACUUCUAUUCUUCUCUUGCUCGUGGGCUUGACGAUCUGGAGCGCACCUUUGCUUCGACGGAGUUCAUGUCUCUUCAAUUCAUUCAAAGCAGUGUCUCUCUCCUCCGUUCUUUCCAUUACCAGCUGACGAACAUGGUGAAAAAACUGCAUCUUCCGGUUGGGGAGAAGUGGCUCGAUGAAUAUAUGGACGAAAGCUCUCGCCUUUGGGACGCCUGUCAUGUGCUCAAGCUCGGAAUCACUGCCAUGGAGAAUUACGCCUCUGCUGGAGCUAACAUGGCUUCCUCCUUCGACGGCCGUGUUUCAAAUCAGGUAAAGCGAGCGGUGUCCGUUUGCCGGAGGGAAGCUGCGGGGCUGGAAGAAACUAACAGAGUUAUGGUGGAAACGAGGACCGAAGAGAUAUCGCUGAGAUUGGAUUCAAGAUUAGAGAUGGAAUCGAAGCUUAAUGGCUUUAAUGGAUUCAGGGGAGUGCUUUACGCCAUGAGAAGCGUGAGCUCAUUCUUACUCAUUAUCUUGCUCUGGGGCUUGGUGUCAUGGUGGCCGGCGCCAAGCUCAAGCGCCAUUAGCGGGGGCGAGGCGACGGCCAUGGAAGGCUCUCUCCUCCAUGGUUCUGGAUUCAUGGCGUCGAUGAGUAGACUGCAGCAGAGAGUGGCGGGUGAAGUAGAGAGAAUGGAAGGGAGGCCGAGGAUACUUAUGAAUGAGUUCAGGAAGGUGAAGGCGGCGCUGGAGGAGCUGAGGGAGGCGGUGGAGAGGAAUGGAGGAGAAGGCUGCGAGAAAAAUGAAGUGAGAGAGAAGGUGGAGAGUUUGAAGGGAUGGUUUGAGCUUUUGAGAUAUGGAGCAGAGAAUGUGGCUGCGCAGUUGGAUGAUUUCUUCGAUGAGAUCGUGGAAGGUAGGAAGAAGCUUUUGGACAUAUGCAGCCAUAGGUAGAGAGAGAAACACGGGAGACAUGACGGUUAUCAGCGGUUAUAAAAAGUUUUGUAUGCUAUUUAUAUUUGCAGGACUUAAUAUUUUCUCGAAAAGGAGGGAGAUCAUGGAGGUAUGAAAGUAGGUUUUGUUAUUGGAGUAAUGAUUUAUAAUCCUGUUUUUGAACAGUAAGAAAAUGAAUAAUAUGGAGGAUUAGGAGUAUAUGAUGUAUUAAGAUGGGUUAA
Phalaenopsis equestris is the source of this 2143-nucleotide messenger RNA. Its product is annotated as UPF0496 protein 4. The transcript has 2 exons. Bases 972 to 1922 code for a protein of 316 amino acids. NCBI's taxonomy places the organism in Eukaryota, Viridiplantae, Streptophyta, Magnoliopsida, Asparagales, Orchidaceae. The record is from RefSeq and is a predicted model, not a curated record.